This is a messenger RNA of Staurois parvus, 1320 nucleotides long. The record is from the annotation of a GenBank genome assembly. NCBI's taxonomy places the organism in Eukaryota, Metazoa, Chordata, Amphibia, Anura, Ranidae.
AUGUCCUUCCCCCAGCUGGGCUACCAGUACAUCAGACCUCUGUACCCCUCUGAGCGGCAAGGUGUGGGGGGGAGCAGGAGCGGAGCGGAACUUUCUCCGGCUGGGACUCUUUCUAAUGUGCUGUCUUCUAUGUAUGGCGCUCCCUAUGCUGCGGCGGCUGCGGCUCAGGCUUAUGGAGCCUUCCUCCCCUACACCACGGAGCUCCCAAUCUUCCCACAGCUGGGAUCCCAAUAUGAGAUGAAGGACAGUCCAGGGGUACAACAUUCAGCUUUCUCUCACCAUCACCCAGCUUUUUACACCUAUGGACAAUACCAGUUUGGAGACCCCUCAAGGCCCAAAAAUGCCACCAGAGAGAGCACCAGUACUCUGAAGGCCUGGCUAAAUGAGCAUAGGAAGAACCCCUAUCCCACCAAGGGAGAAAAGAUUAUGUUGGCCAUCAUCACCAAGAUGACGCUCACACAAGUGUCCACCUGGUUUGCCAAUGCCAGGAGGAGGCUUAAAAAGGAGAAUAAAAUGACCUGGGCCCCCAGGAGCAGGACAGACGAGGAGGGGAACUCCUAUGGAAGUGAUCAUGAAGAGGACAAGCGUGAGGAUGAAGAAGAGAUCGAUUUGGAAAAUAUCGACACUGAGGAUGUGGAAAGUAAAGAAGACUUGGAUGAUCAGGACACAGACAUUCACUCUGACUCUAAAACAGACGCUAGGAGUGACUCUGAGGGCUCAGAUGGCUUUGAGGACUUGAAUGUCUCCGAGGAAAGGUUCCUCAAGUCUGUGGUUGGGGACAGUAGGGUUCAGGACAAAUGUGAACUAUCUGAGGAUGUCAAAACUCAUCAGCCCCAGUGCGAGCAGCUCAAAUUGGACAGUAUUUCCCCCAAUCCCUCCCAGGAAAAUAACCUUCCAGCUGCCCAGAAGCCCAAAAUUUGGUCCCUGGCAGAAACAGCCACUGCUCCGGAUAACCCUCGCAAGUCACCCCAGGGGAGCAGUGCUCCUGCAAACAGCCAGAAUGUGUUACCGCAACCCAGACUCAUCACCUGUCCAGGAAGCAGGUUCCAGAGCUGGACAGGAAGGACAUUUUCUGCCCAGCAGUUUUCUUUACUGAACUCUGCUCACUUUCUACAAGGAUUGGGGGUCACCCACACGGCAGGCAAUGCCAGCUUCAACACGCAUGGGGAACAUGCUCACAGCAGAGACCCAGUAACAGACCGAUCAAGCUCGCUGGAGGUGGAAAAAAAAAUUCUAAACACAGCUUUUCAACCAGUUCAAAGAAGGUCACAAAACCAACUCGACGCUGCUAUGAUUCUCUCUGCACUGUCCUCCUCAUAA